AAGGCAUCGAACCAUAACUCCAAACCUAUCAACUUCUUAUCGUAUUGUCACUUCUCUCUUUCUCUCUCUCUUCACUUAUCCUCAAAGCCAACCGCAGUUGACCACCUCUCUAGAGUCGUUGCACACAAGAAAAUUUUACUCACAAUUUAGAAAAGAGCAUCUCAAAUAUUCCAAAACGUUCUACAUACGAUUAAGAAUGGUAUCUCUCCUUCAAAGCAAUGAAACUGUUGUUGGGAAGGAAGAUUCAACAACCCCAGAAGAAGAAACCAAGACAAUACAAGGACCAACCACAAGACUUAUUUCACUCCACCUUAUCUUUCUUCUUCCAUCCCUUGAGUAACUUCCAAGACUUUUCCUUUUUCCUUAAUUCUAUUCUUCCAAUUCACCUUCAUACCCACACAAUCCUCCAUGGAGAAACAACACCACUACAGUCUCGUGUUAACCUUCAGCAUAGUCAUCUCCCUCGGCCUUGCCACCUUCGCUUCAUGUUUUAUUGCUGAGAGUAAGAAAGCACAGGUAAAAGAUCUGAAGGUGGACGGAAAGCUGUGUUAUUUACCAGGGAGUAAUGCAUACAAAUAUGGAGUUGUGGCUCUGGUGUGUCUUGGUAUUGCUCAUGUUGUUGGGAACCUGCAAAUCUGUGCAAACUUUUGUUCAAGAGGGAAGAGAAGCAGUAGCAAGGCUAAGACACCUGCAAUUGUUACAGUUGUUGUGAUUUUUUCUUGGAUGUGCUUUGGAGUGGCUGCUAUUUUAAUAACUACAGCCACGAGUAUGAGCAGGAGACAGCCAUAUGGGCAAGGUUGGUUGGACCGAGAGUGCUAUUUGGUGAAAGAUGGUGUAUUUAUUGGCUCAGGGGGUCUAGCCCUCGUUAGCCUAGGUUCAACUUUGGUUGCAGCAUUUUUGACCCGAAGGAAGAGUUAUGUAGAACAAGGCCGAAGAAUACAUGCGCAGACAGGAUGAAAAUCACAAAAUGGGGCAAGUUUUUAAAACCAUUCUUUGAGCUUCAUCAAGUAAGAGCUACACCAGGUGAUGGCAUUUGAAUGAUAAAGAUGGUGCUCAAGUGGGUACCAGAGGCUUUUGAUCUCUGCCUAUUUUUCAAAAGAAAUCAUAAAUCUUCAACAAAAAAUGACACAGACAGUUCAUUUGUAUAAUUUUAUAUUUUCCCACUCAGCUUUUUAGUUGAUUUCGAUGGAUCUUCCAUCCCAUCAAAAGAAGUUAUUAUAUUAUUUUAAAUCAUUUGGAAAAAAAUUAAGUACAAAUGAUGGAUAAUAACAGGCAAAAAUGAACUGGUUUGCAAGUGUUUAUUUCGA
Molecule: messenger RNA, 1307 nt
Organism: Mangifera indica (mango)
Lineage: Eukaryota; Viridiplantae; Streptophyta; Magnoliopsida; Sapindales; Anacardiaceae
Product: protein MODIFYING WALL LIGNIN-1-like
Exons: 3
Coding region: 409-957 (182 amino acids)
Source: RefSeq, a predicted model, not a curated record